AUGAGGCAGUUCUUUUUGUUUACUAUACUGGCAUUGCUUGUAGAACCCGGAUCUCUUGACCCAGUUCUUCAUAAAGAAUGGAAAGAUUAUAAGGUGCAGCAUGGAAAGAAAUACGAGGACCCAACUGAGGAAAGCAUGCGCUUGAAAUUGUUUCAGGAGAAUAGGAUGCUCAUUGAUAAACACAAUCAGCGAUUUGAGAAAGGUAUGGAGACCUUCAAGCUGGCUGUAAACCAGUUUACCGAUUUAUUGAACACUGAGCUCAAACAGAUAACGAUGGAUUUUAACUACAACCAGAAAAAGCAGAUUCGGUAAGCGAGGUUUAUUGGGUCAACCUUUAUCUCGCCGGCAUACUCGACCUUGCCCAAAUCGGUGGACUGGAGAUCGGCUGGAGCAGUGACCCCGGUGAAACACCAGGGCUACACGUGUUCCAGUUGCUGGGCCUUUGCCACCACAGCAGCCCUGGAAAGUCAAAACUUUUGGAAGACUGGAAAGCUAAUCCCGUUAUCCGAACAACAGCUGAUAGAUUGCUCUGUAAGCUAUGGAAACGAUGGAUGCAAUGGCGGUACGAUGGAAAAAGCUAUGUCCUACUUGCAGGACAGUGGAGGAAUAUCUACUGAGGAGUCAUAUCCUUAUAAAGGAGUCGACGGCAAUUGUCAGUUUAACAGCUCUACGUUAGGGGCCACAAGCAGUGGAUUCGUGGAAAUACCAAAUGGAGACGAGCAGAAACUGGCGGAGGCUGUUGCCUUUUUUGGACCUGUAUACGCGACCCUUGAUUCCUCGCAGAAAUCCUUUCAUUUAUACUCAACGGGAACUUAUUACGAUCCCGCUUGCACUCAAAAUAAGCACAACCAUGCUGCAUUGAUCGUUGGGUUCGGGACUGAUGAACUUGGCCACGACUUCUGGCUGGUUAAGAACUCCUGGGGAACCGAUUGGGGAUUGGAGGGAUAUUUCAAAAUGCGGCGAAAUGCAAAUAACCACUGCGGCAUCGCCAGCAAUGCCAUUUACCCUCUUGUUUAG
Drosophila ficusphila is the source of this 1017-nucleotide messenger RNA. Its product is annotated as cathepsin L-like. NCBI's taxonomy places the organism in Eukaryota, Metazoa, Arthropoda, Insecta, Diptera, Drosophilidae. The record is from RefSeq and is a predicted model, not a curated record. Gene Ontology annotation, molecular function: cysteine-type endopeptidase activity. The transcript has 2 exons. Gene Ontology annotation, biological process: immune response. Gene Ontology annotation, cellular component: lysosome.